Messenger RNA from Solanum stenotomum, 844 nucleotides. RefSeq names its product DNA-directed RNA polymerases IV and V subunit 4-like. The record is from RefSeq and is a predicted model, not a curated record. Gene Ontology annotation, molecular function: nucleotide binding. Gene Ontology annotation, biological process: DNA-templated transcription initiation. NCBI's taxonomy places the organism in Eukaryota, Viridiplantae, Streptophyta, Magnoliopsida, Solanales, Solanaceae. The transcript has 11 exons. Bases 135 to 797 code for a protein of 220 amino acids. Gene Ontology annotation, cellular component: RNA polymerase complex.
UUUCCCAAUAAAAAUUUUGGUUACAAUUGGGCACAUAUAUAGCUCGUUCCAUUUUGUCGUGCCUUUCUUCACACUCUCCAUUGAGCUUCCAACUUUUUCUCCGUCCUAAAAAUUUUCAUCAGUGAAUAGCAACAAUGGCGGAGAAAGGAGGAAAAGGGUUUUCUUUGCCGAAAAGUGGAAAGUCUACUCUGAAAUCCCCUGCAUCCAAAGGGAAGGAUGAUAGCUCAGCGAAGUCCAAAAGAGGAAGGAAAGUUCAGUUUGAUUCUGAAGGAUCGCUUGAUACCAAUUCCACAAAAUCAAAUGGAAAAGCUGAUAUACCAUCUUUCAAAGGUGAUUUGGGCAAAGCCGGGAAAGGAGAGAAAGCUGGCAGUGCUGGUAAAAGUCAAAAAGCAAAAGCACCUGAUCCCUUGGAGCUGAGAGUUGAGCAAGAACUUCCAGCCAAUACAACAUGCCUGAUGGAUUGUGAAGCUGCUGAUAUUUUGCAAGGAAUCCAAGAGAGCAUGGUGGUAUUGUCUGAUGAUCCAGCUAUAAAACUACCUGUUUCAUUUGACAGGGGAUUGGCAUAUGCUCAAAGGAACAGGCUUUAUGAUAAUCCCCAGGCUGUUAAACAAAUACUCGAGCCUCUAAAACAGCAUGGCGUUUCUGAUGGGGAGCUUUGCAUGAUUGCCAACUUUCCCUUGGAAUCUGUUGAUGAAGUGUUUGCUCUUGUUCCCUCAUUUAAGAAUAAAAAGAGCAAGCUGAGAGUUCCCCUCGAGAAUGUCUUGGCUGAACUAGCCAAACUCAGAAAGGCAGCAUAAAUGGCUCAAGAGGAGCAUUCUAUGGUACUCGUCCAGAGGGUUCUGUU